Molecule: messenger RNA, 447 nt
Organism: Cryptosporidium ubiquitum
Lineage: Eukaryota; Apicomplexa; Conoidasida; Eucoccidiorida; Cryptosporidiidae
Exons: 1
Coding region: 1-447 (148 amino acids)
Source: RefSeq, a predicted model, not a curated record
AUGGGUAACUUGAAAUCAUGUUGUUCUUUUGCCGAUGAACACUCCCUAACUUCCACUCAAUUGGUAGUUGGGAAUGGUCCAGGAGCUUCAGAAACUGCCUCAAAUCAUGCUCAGGAGGAAGUUAGUGAUAUUAAUACCUUUAAUGUCAAGUUAAUUAUGCAGGAUAGAAGUAAGCUUGAUUGUGAGGUCGUCUUUGAUAGCACAAGUAUCUCGCUUUCUGGAGAUGGGAAAUGCAGAAAUAUUGGUUUGGAUGAAAUCCACCAGUUAUUAUAUUCAAAGGAGGAGCUUUCAAGAGUCGAAAGUAGUGCUGGAAUUAGCGAUUCUGAUAAUUGUGUUGCAAUUCACCUCAAGGAAUCAGGAAACUGCAUACCCCUCUUCUUCAAUAAUUCACAGGACAAGGAAAGAUUUGUUGCAACAGCAAACAAGUUCAAGCCAAAUUUCAACUGA